GACACGAUCAUCAACUAAAAAAGGUUACGAUUUAUAUAGUGGAAAGAAAAUACGAUUUUUUAUUCUCAUAAAAAUACUAUUUAUUGUAUAUUCUAUUCUAUAGAAACGAGUUAAAUAGAAAUUAAGAGUAUUUAUGCUCUCGUAAAAAUACCACAAUAAAUGGAUUAUUGCAGUUCAAUUGCUACAUAACUUCAAUUUAAGUUUUAUCGCAUUAAACAUGGCAAUGAAUUGCUUUCGUCAAUUUAGCAGAACAGUGCUUGGUGUUCCAAAGGCGAGAAUAGUAUCCCACAGAGCACUCAAUACAAGUCUGCCGGCUAGGCUUGGCAUGAUACCUAUUGUGGUCGAACAGACAGGCAGAGGAGAGAGGGCAUAUGACAUUUAUUCGAGGCUUUUACGUGAGCGAAUUAUUUGCCUAAUGGGACCGAUAAAUGACGAUAUCAGUUCUCUAGUCGUUGCUCAACUGUUAUUCCUGCAAUCGGAAUCCAGUAAAAAACCUGUGCAUCUCUAUAUAAACUCUCCCGGUGGGAACGUGACUUCCGGUCUCGGUAUAUACGAUACAAUGCAGUACAUAACUCCGCCAGUAGCGACAUGGUGUGUUGGCCAAGCUUGCAGCAUGGCAUCCCUGCUCCUAGCGGCCGGGGCACCAGGCAUGCGCCAUGCUCUUCCUAAUUCCCGCAUCAUGAUUCAUCAACCGUCCGGUGGUGUAAGGGGACAAGCUACUGACAUACAAAUACAAGCUGAAGAGAUUUUAAAACUGAAGGCUCAAAUCAACAAACUUUUUGUCCGUCACACUGGCCUGCCUGUAGAGAAAGUGCAAAAUUCUAUGGAGCGUGAUUACUUUAUGUCACCAACUGAAGCCAAAGCGUUUGGUCUGAUUGACAAUGUACUGGAGCACCCACCAUCUGUUAUGGAAAGUGAAUGUGCAUCACCACCAGCGAGUCCGGCCACUGCAACUACUGAUUAGUUUUUGUUAGAUAGUAAAUUAUAACAAAUUUAUUAUUAUGGGGUUAUAAAAUACAUAAUACACAACUUUAA
Messenger RNA from Maniola jurtina (meadow brown), 1035 nucleotides. It is a transcript of the gene ClpP, whose product is annotated as ATP-dependent Clp protease proteolytic subunit. Gene Ontology annotation, biological process: protein quality control for misfolded or incompletely synthesized proteins. Bases 218 to 964 code for a protein of 248 amino acids. The record is from RefSeq and is a predicted model, not a curated record. The transcript has a single exon. Gene Ontology annotation, cellular component: endopeptidase Clp complex. Lineage: Eukaryota; Metazoa; Arthropoda; Insecta; Lepidoptera; Nymphalidae. Gene Ontology annotation, molecular function: ATPase binding; ATP-dependent peptidase activity; serine-type endopeptidase activity.